GCUGCGUUCUUCACACACGGAGUGGUGGUGAGAGGCGCACCGUCGUGAUGCUCACGAUGUGCCAACUGAACCCGGUGCUGGCGGGCAGCGCGCUACUGGCUGGCUUCGGGCUGCAUCACCUGCUGCUCUCCAGCCCCUGCCAGUAUGGCAAACAGGACGAGCGCCCGUUGCCCUUGUCCACCCAGUUGCCAGCCCGCGUAGCCUGGUUUCUCCAGGAGCUCCCCUCUUUCUUGGUGCCUGUUGGGCUGCUUGCCUGGCAGCCCCACCCGCUCUUCGGCCCGCCAGGGACCUUACUGCUUGGCCUCUUCUGCGGACAUUACUUCCACAGGACGUUCAUUUAUGCCCCACUCACCAGAGGAAGGCCCUGCCCGAUCGAUAUGCUUUUUUUUGCCCUUGUCUUCUGUACCCUGAAUGGCUUCCUUCAAGGAUACUAUUUAAUUUAUUGUGCUGAAUACCCUGAGGAAUGGUUCACCGAUGUCCGAUUUACUUCAGGUAUCCUUUUAUUUUUCUUGGGAAUGGCAAUCAACAUUCACAGUGACUAUUUAUUGCGCCAGCUCAGAAAGCCUGGAGAAAUCUCCUAUAAGAUCCCACAAGGAGGAUUAUUCACUUACAUAUCUGGAGCCAAUUACUUUGGUGAGAUUGUGGAAUGGAUUGGCUAUGCCAUGGCAACCUGGUCUCCCCCAGGCUUGGCCUUUGCCUUUUUCUCAUUAUGUUUUCUUGGAAAACGAGCUUGUCAGCAUCACAGGUUCUAUCUCAAGAAGUUUCAAGACUACCCUAAGUCUCGGAAAGCCCUGAUUCCUUUCAUAUUUUAAAACCACAGAUGAUAGAAAAGAAUGGAAAAUUUCAAGUUGCUGAACUUGACAACUGAGUUACACUGUAAACAAUAACGUCAGUUAGCUUUUAUACAGGAUUUUUGAGUCUGCAAAGUGGCGUACAAGUAUUAUCUCAUUCGAUCUUCAUAACAACCCUGUAAGGCAUAUGCUAUUAAUAUUACUACUUUAUGGAUGAGUCUGAGAGAGGUUCAAUAAAAUUUGCUAGUGUUUUAAGAAGGA
This is a messenger RNA of Trichosurus vulpecula (common brushtail), 1052 nucleotides long. It is a transcript of the gene SRD5A2, whose product is annotated as steroid 5 alpha-reductase 2. Gene Ontology annotation, biological process: steroid biosynthetic process. Bases 48 to 812 code for a protein of 254 amino acids. NCBI's taxonomy places the organism in Eukaryota, Metazoa, Chordata, Mammalia, Diprotodontia, Phalangeridae. The transcript has 5 exons. The record is from RefSeq and is a predicted model, not a curated record. Gene Ontology annotation, cellular component: membrane. Gene Ontology annotation, molecular function: 3-oxo-5-alpha-steroid 4-dehydrogenase activity.